Vigna angularis (adzuki bean) is the source of this 1783-nucleotide messenger RNA. Its product is annotated as arabinosyltransferase RRA3. Gene Ontology annotation, biological process: root hair cell development. The coding region runs from base 213 to 1526 and encodes 437 amino acids. NCBI's taxonomy places the organism in Eukaryota, Viridiplantae, Streptophyta, Magnoliopsida, Fabales, Fabaceae. The record is from RefSeq and is a predicted model, not a curated record. Gene Ontology annotation, molecular function: glycosyltransferase activity. The transcript is spliced from 2 exons.
UACAUGAAAAAUUAGAAGAAUAAUAUUGUAUGUGCGUGUAAGAAGAAUCUGAGAAACUUGUUGCUCAAUCACGAUCAGUCUCAGAGUUCAAAGGGAAUGAAUGCUUUUUCUCAGAAGAACAACAACACCAACUUUAAUCGUUCCAUUGUUGUUUCCCUUUAACCCCAAACAGUUAUUAUAAAACCCAACAACCAUCGGGUUUCGGAGAUACAAUGAUUGGGCGCAGAGACAGAGAGGGACCCUUGAUGAGGAACAACAACCCAAACUCUCUACGCAAAUCCAGGGUCCUAACCGCAGUUGCAAUUGGCGUCCUUAUUGGAUGCGUCUUCGCGUUCUUGUACCCCAAUGGCUUCUUCGUUUCUGACUCUGUCGCUGCUAAUCGCCGCCUCUCUAACGCAGGAUCCAUAGCCCAGGAAAAUUCAGCUGGAUGUGAAUCCUCAGAUCGGGUCAACCUGUUGAAAUCAGAGUUUGUAGCGGUAUCAGAGAAGAAUGCUGAGCUAAAAAAACAGGUGAGGGAAUUGACUGAAAGGCUUCGCCUUGCAGAGCAAGGGAAAGACCAGGCUCAAAAGCAGUUCCUUACGCUAGGUAAACAGGUUAAAGCUGGACCCUUUGGUACAGUAAAGGGACUGAGAACCAACCCUACUGUUGUUCCUGAUGAGUCUGUGAACUCGAGAUUGGGAAAGAUAUUAGAGAAAGUUGCAGUUAAACGAGAGCUUAUAGUUGGACUUGCAAACGCCAAUGUAAAGGAGAUGCUGGAGGUAUGGUUCACCAACAUCAAGAGAGUUGGCAUAACCAACUAUCUAGUUGUUGCUUUAGACGAUGAGAUUGUGAAGUUUUGUGACUCAAAUCAAGUGCCAGUGUAUAAAAGAGAUCCAGAAGAUAGUGUUGAUGUAAUUGGAAGAAUCGGGAGUAACCAUGCUGUCUCUGGUCUUAAAUUUCGUAUUCUAAGAGAAUUUUUGCAGUUGGGAUACAGUGUUCUUCUAUCAGAUGUGGACAUUGUAUAUUUGCAGAAUCCAUUCGAUCAUCUAUACCGGGAUUCAGACGUGGAGUCGAUGAGCGAUGGUCACAGUAACAUGACAGCAUACGGCUAUAACGAUGUCUUUGAUGAACCUGCAAUGGGUUGGGCUAGAUUUGCUCAUACUAUGAGGAUAUGGGUUUUCAACUCUGGUUUCUUCUAUAUUAGACCAACAAUCCCUUCAAUCGAGCUUUUGGAUCGUGUGGCAACACGACUUUCGAAAGAGAAGGCUUGGGACCAGGCUGUUUUCAAUGAGGAACUCUUUUACCCAUCACAUCCUGGUUAUGAUGGGCUUCAUGCUUCCAGAAGAACUAUGGAUAUGUAUCUCUUCAUGAACAGCAAGGUUCUGUUCAAGACAGUGAGGAAUGAUGCUAACCUCAGCAAAUUGAAGCCUGUAAUUAUUCACGUGAAUUACCACCCUGAUAAACUUCCCCGAAUGAAAGCAAUUGUUCAGUACUACGUUGAUGGAAAGCAGGAUGCUCUCAAACCUUUCCCAGAUGGCUCAAAUUGAUAAUCUUGCUGCUGCUGAGAGUAUAUUUUUUUUCGGGUCAAUUGCUUAGAACAGUUUCACAGUAGAUUUCAUUAGCUACAAAGCAUGUGUAGGUACAAACUGAUAUCAUCUUAUGAGUACAUUGAGUUAUGCUUUUAGGCCUCAUUCUGUUUCUUUCUAUUCCUUUUUAAUGCAUGUUUUUGGUGGGGCUUACAUGGAUUUUCUUCUGUAACAUUUGUUGUAUGCUAAUUUGAAGUUUUUUGUUGUUUCUUGGUCAA